UUGAACAGCUCCACAGUAUUUGUAAGUGCCUUGCGAGAGGGAUAGUUGUGAUCAGCUCAGGAAGGGCUCAGGGACUCUGUCAGGAUGGCUCAGCUCACUGAGACUGAUAAGGAGAAUAUUAAAGUGAUAUGGGACAAAGUGUACCCGAAUGCAGAGGAAUCUGGGAGGACCAUUGUGAUCAGGUUAUUUGUCGACUACCCGCAGACCAAAAGCUAUUUCAAAAACUUGACCAAUAUCUCAACCUUGGAAGAGAUGCAGCAAAGCGCCGGCAUCAGGGCUCACGGGAAGAGGGUAAUGGUAGCGCUAAACAAGAUACUGGAAAACCUCAAUGACUGGGCCGUUGUCACCGAUGCGCUGUCACGCCUGGCCAAGAGGCACGAGGACGUGCACCGUGUGGAAGCCUAUAACUUUGAGUUGCUGUUCCUGGUUAUCAUGAACGUGUUCAGCGACGCGCUGGGAACUGACUUCACCGCGGAGCACUGCUCCUCCUGGAAAAAGCUCUUCUCUAUAGUGUAUGACUAUUUAUGCAGCUGUUACUCAAACUCUGCGCCCUGAACGCUUCUCUUUUGUAAAUGACAAUGUACAGUGGGGAAUUGCUUGUCUGUGACAUUAAUAAAACCUUUAUUUUAGCUGAUAGAGCUGGAAACCUACAGAACAAGUGCCGCAGUAUCAUGUAGUAUAUAAUGACAUAUAUAUGUAAUGUAUCCUGUCCUCUGACAGCCAAUAAACAAGCCUACUGGUGUCUGAGCUCAGCAGCCAAUAAACAAGCCCACUGGUGUCUGAGCUCAGCAGCCAAUAAACAAGCCCACUGGUGUCUGAGCUCAGCAGCCACCUGUGACCCCCACAGAGGGACAUUCCGUGAUUUCACAAGGGACACAGCCGUAGCUCCGGUCCCACUCACUAAAGUGACGUUCCAGUCUUGCAGAAUAUUAAUAAACUUUUCUUUAGUCUGA
Molecule: messenger RNA, 953 nt
Organism: Bombina bombina (fire-bellied toad)
Lineage: Eukaryota; Metazoa; Chordata; Amphibia; Anura; Bombinatoridae
Product: cytoglobin-2
Exons: 3
Coding region: 85-555 (156 amino acids)
Biological process (GO): oxygen transport
Molecular function (GO): iron ion binding; oxygen binding; heme binding
Source: RefSeq, a predicted model, not a curated record